Messenger RNA from Cordyceps fumosorosea ARSEF 2679, 978 nucleotides. Its product is annotated as Glycoside hydrolase/deacetylase, beta/alpha-barrel. Gene Ontology annotation, biological process: carbohydrate metabolic process. The record is from RefSeq and is a predicted model, not a curated record. Gene Ontology annotation, molecular function: hydrolase activity, acting on carbon-nitrogen (but not peptide) bonds; chitin binding. The coding region runs from base 1 to 978 and encodes 325 amino acids. NCBI's taxonomy places the organism in Eukaryota, Fungi, Ascomycota, Sordariomycetes, Hypocreales, Cordycipitaceae. The transcript is spliced from 3 exons.
AUGCUUCGCCAACUUGCUUCUCUCUUGCAGCUCGCCGCAAUCACGUCCGCUCAUCCCGGCGGAUUGCCAGAUCUUAGCAUUGCUACACGAGCCGUCUCUACAGAUGGACGAUGCGGGACAGGCUUCGGCACUGUCUGCGCGGAUGAUGAAUGCUGCUCAAGCGCAGGCUGGUGCGGAGUUGGGUAUCUAUACUGCUCGGCGCCUGCCUGCCAGAUUGAGUAUGGCCCCCGGUGCGACGCCAAUGUACGGCCCAAAGGGCCGGCAACAGAAUGGGUUGCACGACCGCACAUUGGCAACGUUCCUUACGGUGAAGCCAUCUAUGGCUGUGAAAGAGACGGUGUAAUCGCGUUGACCUUUGAUGACGGCCCUUACAUUUACACGGAAGAUCUCCUUAACCUUUUGCAGCGCUACGGUGCAAAGGCGACAUUUUUUGUCACUGGCAUCAACCUCGGCAAGGGCGCCAUCAACGACCCUGCCCAUCCCUGGGGCCGCCUGAUCAAGCGCAUGAUCGCCAGCGGGCACCAGGUGGCCAGCCACACAUGGUCGCACCAGCGGCUGACGACGCUGAGCGAGGCGCACUUCCGCAACCAGGUGUACUUCAACGAGGUGGCGCUGGCGGACCUGCUCGGCUACUUCCCAACCUACAUGCGACCGCCGUACUCGGCGAGCAACGACAAGACGGACCGCUGGCUAGGCGAAAUGGGCUACCACGUCACGUACUUUAACCUCGACACCGAGGGCUACCUGCACGACUCUCCAGACGAGAUACAAGAUUGCAAGGACAUUUGGGACGACGCGGUCGAGAAGCGGGACCCGCGCACGACCAAGUGGUUGCAGAUUGAGCACGACAUCGUCUUCCAGACCGUGUACAACUUUACAGAGUACGCACUGAAGUCACUGUUCCGAAACGGCUUCCGUUCGGUCACCGUUGGAGAGUGUCUGGGAGAUCCAAAGCAGAAUUGGUACAGAAGGGUGUAG